Haemonchus placei is the source of this 234-nucleotide messenger RNA. NCBI's taxonomy places the organism in Eukaryota, Metazoa, Nematoda, Chromadorea, Rhabditida, Trichostrongylidae. The record is from the annotation of a GenBank genome assembly.
AUGUUAUUGCGCUGCAAGAAACCAAAAGCCGAAGGUCCGACGAACAACGAACGAACGAUGGAAUCCUCAUCACUCGUGGUGUCGGCGGCGUUGGUUUCAUCGAGCACCCAUCUGUCGUCCAUCUCGUCGAUUCUCACAAAGUCCUGUCCCUUCGCUCGCCAUCCUAUGCCUACGGCAAACGCUUCUGAAGGCCAUCUCUAUCGUCAACUGCUAUUCUCCACACUCUACAUCUGA